Messenger RNA from Trifolium pratense (red clover), 1753 nucleotides. RefSeq names its product receptor-like protein 44. The record is from RefSeq and is a predicted model, not a curated record. Lineage: Eukaryota; Viridiplantae; Streptophyta; Magnoliopsida; Fabales; Fabaceae. Gene Ontology annotation, molecular function: protein binding. Bases 638 to 1465 code for a protein of 275 amino acids. The transcript has a single exon.
CCCCUUUCACACCCCCACGCGCACCCCCCUCGUUUUCAUUCCACUCUCUCUUCCCCCCUUCCCCCCAACCCUUCACAUCUUCCAUGCUGUGCCCCUUCCUUCCCAAACAAUCCAUCCCACAACAACAAUAAAUAAAUAUUCAUUAUUUAUCUCUAAUAUAGUCAAUCCGAUCUUUAAUAUAAGAAGAAAUUCAUUUUUUAUAUAUAUUAAAAAAUUAACGUAUUUAGACUAUUUUAUAAAUCAAAUACAUUUACUUUUUAAUGUCUCUAAAAAAUCAAUUUUUUUUUAUAUUAAUUAUAUUAAACACUAGAAAGAGUAUAUAAAAAAUAAACCAAGUAACCAUUCCCACUAUUGAAGAAGAGUGAACAAAACCAAACCAAUUUUUUCUCAUUCUCAAAGAGUCCCUCAUAUCUAUCUCUCUAUCUAACCCACCCUCCACUCACUCCUUUCAUUUCAUUAAUCCUCUCACUUUCUCCACUUUCCCAUUCCAUUUUUACUAACACACCUCCAUCAAAAUGAAGAAAAGGGUUAAAUAGUAAAUUCAACAGAUCUUUCCAUUAGAGAAAGAAAGAAAGCAAAACAAGAAUUGGGAAGGGUUUUGCUUAUUUAUUUUGGAAAUACUAGUAUAUUAGAUUAGAUGGAUGCAGAGAGAGUUGUUAAGUUAGUAUUAAUUUCUUGUGUUACAUUAAUCGCUUUGAUUAAACAGUGUUUAUCAGAUCCAAACGAUGAAGCAUGUUUAACACAUCUAAACAAAUCAUUACAAGACCCAACAAAAUCACUUCACAACUGGAACGAACAAAACUUCGCUAAACCCUGCAACGAUUCAACUUCAAAUCUUCAAGGAGCAAUCUGCAACAAUGGCCGAAUCUACAAACUCUCUCUCAACAAUCUCUCUCUCCAUGGAACCAUUUCACCUUUUCUCUCCAACUGUACCAAUCUACAAGCACUUGAUCUUUCAUCAAACUUUCUCACCGGACCAAUCCCACCGGAUUUACAAUCACUGGUGAAUCUCGCUGUUCUCAAUUUAUCAUCUAACCGUCUUGAAGGUGAGAUUCCACCUCAACUCACAUUGUGUGCUUAUCUCAACAUAAUCGAUUUUCAUGAUAAUUUGCUUACUGGUCCAAUUCCUCAGCAAUUAGGUCUUUUAAAUCGGUUAUCGGCUUUCGAUGUUUCGAAUAACCGUCUCUCCGGUCCGAUCCCGGCUUUGUUAUCGAACCGGAGUAGUCCGAAUUUACCGAGAUUUAAUGCGAGUUCAUUUGAAGGGAAUAAAGAUCUUUACGGUUAUCCGUUACCGCCGUUAAAAAAUAAAGGUUUAUCUAUUUUGGCUAUUGUUGGAAUUGGAUUAGGAAGUGGAUUAGCGAGUCUUGUUUUGAGUUUUACUGGAGUUUGUAUUUGGUUAAAAGUUACUGAUCGGAAAGUUGCAUUAGAAGAAGGGAAAAUUAGUCAUCUUAUGCCUGAUUAUUGAAUGUUAAUUAAUCAAUUAAGAUAUAUUCAAUAUUUCAAUUGUCCAAAUCUAAGGUAUCUUUGAUUGAACUUUGAUUGUUGAUGGUUCAACUCAAAAAGUAAAGGAAAAAAAAAAAUAGUACAGUACCAGGUACUUUUUUUUUUGUUGAUAAGAGUGAUGGUGUGGGCUAGCUUUAUUUUCAGAUCGGUGUCUUUUAUCGAUCACGGGGGAUAUGUUUAUGUUUAUAUUUUUUUUUCUAUCUUUUUUUAAUUUUUUUUCCAUAAUUGUUGAACAGUUUAAAAUUUUCUC